This is a messenger RNA of Brienomyrus brachyistius, 1902 nucleotides long. Its product is annotated as nuclear receptor subfamily 0 group B member 1-like. Lineage: Eukaryota; Metazoa; Chordata; Actinopteri; Osteoglossiformes; Mormyridae. The transcript has 2 exons. The coding region runs from base 68 to 853 and encodes 261 amino acids. Gene Ontology annotation, cellular component: nucleus; cytoplasm. Gene Ontology annotation, molecular function: transcription corepressor activity; transcription factor binding. Gene Ontology annotation, biological process: negative regulation of transcription by RNA polymerase II. The record is from RefSeq and is a predicted model, not a curated record.
UGUGAGCAGUGAGAAGAAUAACGGGGCUGCGGGUCCACAGGACGGGACGGGGCCGAUGUAGAGCGCCAUGGCUUGCUUUGACGGCUGCCACUGCUUCAGCCACAAAAGGGGCAGCAGUAUCCUCUACAGCAUUUUAAAAAACGGCACCCAGCCGGAGCGGCAGUCACAGCGAGCGGCGGGUCUCGUCCCGCAACAGGCUUGCGCUUGUGCAUCCAAUACGAAAGUGGCGCUUCGGUAUCCGCAAGUAACGUGCAAAGCGGCGUCCGCGGUGCUGGUCAAGACGCUGAGGUUUGUCAAGAAUGUGCCUUGCUUUUGUGAACUGCCAGGCGACGAUCAGGUGCUGCUGGUCCGAAACAGCUGGGCUCCCCUGCUGGUGCUGGGCAUGGCGCAGGACAGAGUCGACUUCGAGACGACGGAGACGGCCGAGCCCAGCAUGCUGCAAAGGAUCCUGACCGGCGGACGGGAGAAGCGGGAGCAUCCGCAGCACACGGGCGACAAAGUGUCCCUAGCAGACAUCCAGCGCAUUAAAGCCUUUCUGAAUAAAUGCUGGGGACUGGAUAUCAGUACCAAGGAGUACGCCUAUUUGAAGGGAGCCGUCCUGUUCGACCCAGAUCUAGCGGGCCUCCAAUGUCCGCACUACAUCUGCGGGCUGCAAAGCGAAGCGCAGCGAGCGCUGGAUGAGCACGUCGGCAUGAUCCACCGGGAGGACGCGGCCAGGUUCGCCAAGCUCUCCGGCACCCUCUCCCUGCUGAGGUCCGUCCACGCCGACGUGGUCGCCGAGCUGUUUUUCAGACCCAUCAUUGGGACGGUCAGUAUGGAUGAGCUUUUGAUCGAGAUGUUCUACGGGAAAUAGCGGAGCGAAGUUAUCCAACCGGAUAGAAGUGACUUACUGGGAAGAAGUGACCUGUGGUGACAGAGUUGCUCGACUUUAAAUUGUUUACAUUUUAUUUUUGCACAGUGAAAUAUUCCCUGAACUGUACCGGUCGAAAUUCGCAAAAUAAAAACCAGCAUUUAAACACCUGUGACUUUAUUUUACUAGGCUAAUACAAUUCCAAUAAUAAUGUCACUCAAAUUAAUUUGAACUGCACCCGAAAUUCUGAAGAGUCUAUAUUAAUUCAGUAUGGAAAAGAUAUACUCGGAUAAUUGAAGGAAGAAAAAAAAACAAUAAUGGCUGCAAAGGAACCAUAUAGUUCUGUAAAAUAAAGUUUGAACAUACGUACCUCUGUCUUCUAAGCGUUUUCCCUGGUCAGAAUAGCAGAGUAAAGUACGAUGUGGCAACUAAAUAUUGUAAAAAGUCAUACUGUGAAGACUUCCCGUUGAAAAACAGUUACUCGCAUCAUUAAGAAAUGAAAUAUGGGGUGGGCUACACUCAGAAAUAAGCGUAAAAAUUGUACCUUUGCUUGUCACUGAGGCUAUACCCUCAUCACCAAGGUAAAAGCAAUAAUGUACCCCAAAUGGUGCAAGAAUUUUCCUCAGAGUCCAUUUCUUUACCUUAAAAGUCCAAUCAUCUACAGCUAAGAGUACAAUCGGCGGACCCUUGAGGGUGCAGCCCCAGUGACAAGCAAAGCUGCAGAUUUUUACUCUUUUUUUCUGUGAGCGUGCUGUUGCGACAUGUGGACACGCAUUUUAAAGUUUAAGUACUGCAAGCUUUUUUUUUGUUUAAUACCAGAUGUUUUGUUGACGUUAAGAUGCGAAUGCAGCAAUUAUCGUUUCAUAUUGAAAAUAAAGUAUUGUUUCGUCUGCCAAUAAUACAUUUAAUGUUACCAUUCUAUAAAUUUGUGUCUAGAAAUUUCAUGACGUAUGACAACUAUUUUCGUAGAAUGAAUGAAACUCAGCUCCACCUGUAAACGGCACUUGAUUGAAUCCGAGAUCUUUGGACCCUGUCUCAUAAAAAUAUUACUA